This is a messenger RNA of Dipodomys spectabilis (banner-tailed kangaroo rat), 4949 nucleotides long. Its product is annotated as adenylate cyclase type 10-like. Gene Ontology annotation, molecular function: adenylate cyclase activity. Gene Ontology annotation, biological process: intracellular signal transduction; cyclic nucleotide biosynthetic process. The transcript has 32 exons. The coding region runs from base 5 to 4726 and encodes 1573 amino acids. Lineage: Eukaryota; Metazoa; Chordata; Mammalia; Rodentia; Heteromyidae. The record is from RefSeq and is a predicted model, not a curated record. Gene Ontology annotation, cellular component: cytoplasm.
CCCCAUGGCGACCAGCGAGCCGGAGGCGGGGCCGCCUCUGUGGCCUGUGGAGGCCCGGUUGGCGGCGCUGCUUCCGGACCUGCUGGUCUUUAGGAAGCCGGCGGAAUCAGAACCCGAACUCUCCACGUCCCAGGGUGUCCUUCUAGGCGUCCACGUGACUGGGUUUACAGCAUUAAUGGAUAGGUUCAGACUGACCUGCAAGCCGGAACAUGACAUGGAAAAACUGGCCCACAUCUUCAGUUAUUACAUUAGUGACAUCGUAGAGCAUGUUCUCUGUUUUGGAGGGGAUAUCCUAAAUAUCACAGGGAAUGUACUCCUGGCACUAUGGACAGUGGAACAGAAUCAACUGAGCGACAUCAUUACUCUGGUGGCCAAGUGCAGUCUGGAAAUACAGGAGAAAUUUGGUAUCUACCAUACCACAGAAGGCCAGGACCUGCAGCUAAAAAUUGGUCUGUCUGCAGGUCGGAUUUCCCAGGUUAUUAUUGGUGAUGAGCAGCGACAGUACCUCUUGGUGAUUGGGCAGGAUGUAGAUGGUAUCAGGUUAGCUCAGCGUUUGGCUCAGGCAAAUGAAAUUGUCCUGUCCUGGAACUGCUGGAAGCUCUGUGAGCAGUACAUGUUUGAAGUGGAAAUCAUGAGGGAGGAUGAAGCUGUGAAGUUAAGAGAUAUUCGGAUCAUUGACCCAUUUGAUUUUGAUGAGCAUUUUGAAAAGUGCCUUGAUUAUCUGCCACAUUACCGUACAAGUACUGAGUCACUAAGAACUGCACUGGAAUUAGAUCCAGACUCUGCACUUGAACAAACACUGCGGAAGCACAUAAUGAAAACUCUUUUGAAGAAGAUUGAUGAAGGCCAGCCUGUGGAGUAUAUAUCAGAAUUCCGUACAGUGACUUUGGUUUUGGUCAACCUGGAGUUCCACAAGGCAGCCUGGUUGUUGCAUUUGUGCCAUCUCAUCCAGGAGGCUGCCUUGUAUAUCUCUACAGUCAUCGAGAAAGGGGGUGGCCAGCUGACCCAGGUCUUUAUGUUUGAGAAAAGCUGCAUGUUCCUCUGUGUUUUUGGCCUUCCUGGGGAUAAGAAGCCCGAUGAGUGUGCACAUGCCCUGGAGAGUUCCUUCAGCAUCUUCAGUUUCUGCUGGGAAAAUCUUGCUGAAACAAAGCUUGUUUCCAUCAGUAUUACCAAUGGACCAGUAUUCUGUGGUUUGGUGGGGGCAGUAGCAAGACAUGAAUAUACAGUUAUUGGCCCAAAAGUGAGUCUUGUGGCCAGAAUGAUAACAGCUUAUCCAGGCUUGGUGUCCUGUGAUGAAGUAACAUAUCUAAGAUCCACACUGCCUGCUUACAACUUCAAGAAACUGCCAGAGAAAAUGAUGAAAAAUAUUUCCAACCCAGGGAAGAUGUAUGAAUACCUCGGCUAUAAAAGAUGCAUAAUGUUUGGGAAGAGACAUUUGGCCAGAACAAGUAAUAAAAUUCACCCUUUGUUAGACAGGGAGAAAGAGCUGGACGUCUUCAUUUUGGCACAGCAGGAGUGUUUGCACCAGAGGAAAGGAAGAGCAGUUCUAUAUGAGGGUGGAAAAGGCUAUGGAAAAAGCCAGUUGUUGUCUGAAAUAAACUUCCUAGCCCAGAAGAAAGGUCAAAGGGUGUUGCCACUAAUGCUGAAGGAAGCAGAUGCCAAGCAGUACUUCUAUGCCAUCCAGACGCUCAUGGCCAUCUUCUUUGAUAUUGAUAUAUGCCCCGCCUAUUGUCGACAAGAGUGCCUACAAAAAUAUCUCUCUGGGAUGAUGGAUGAACCUCUUUACUGCCUUUUUAAUGACAUCUUCUUUGUUAAGUUUCCCUUAUCGUUCAAAGUUUCACAUAUGGAUGAACUGGCAAGACAAAAGGAGGUUAAAACAUAUUUUAUUCAAGUGCUUCAGGAGGCAGUGAGAGAAGCAUCAUUGGUUUUCCUCUUUGAUGAGGCCCAAUAUAUGGAUGCAGCUUCCUGGGAGUUUUUGGAAACAUUGCUCUCCAGUCUGCCUAUCACCAUGGUGAUGACAUUGACAACUCCCAUCAGCCUGUGUACUGGGGCCCUGCACUUCCUGCAGAGCCCUCAGGCUAUCCUUGUGCCAGUUCCAAAGUUGGCAGCAACCUCGCUGUUGAGAAUGGCAUGUUGGGAACUAGGGGUGGUGAGCAUCCCCAAAGAACUGCAGAUGUGCUCUGGAAACCCCUUGUACUGUGAGGUGCUGUGCCAAGACCUUCUCUCUAAGGAUAUACUGCUAUUUCAUAAUUUAAAAGAGGAGGAAGAAGAGAACAGCAAGUGGGAAUCACUCUCAGCUAAUGCCAUAAAAUCCACGAUGUAUACUAUUUGUCCUGCCAGCUUUGAAGAAGAACAGGAACUUCAUGUCUGCACAGUCAAAGAUGAUGUGAACUUGGAUACAGUUCUUCUGCCACCACUCUUGAAAGAAAUAGCUGUAAACCACAUGGACCAACUGAGCCCCGAAGAACAGUUGCUGGUCAAGUGUGCUGCAGUCAUCGGUCACUCCUUCCAUGUAGCUCUGCUGCAGCACCUCCUGCCUGGCUGGGAUAGAAACAAACUACUGCAAGUGUUGAGGACUCUUGUGGAUGUGCAUGUGCUCCACUGGCUCAGUGAGAGCCAAGAGCUUCCUGCUGAGUCUACAUUAGCACCUCAUUCCAUUAGCAACCAAACCAGCAACCAAACCAAAGAGAAGAGAAAGUCAGAUGCUGGCUCAGCCUCUCUUCUCAGGCUUCAAGAAGAAAUGCCCCUAUGUCAAACUAACAUGCUAGAAUUUGGAAUGCCUCUGUUGCGGGAAGCUGCCUGGGAGCUGUGGCCUAAGGAGCAACAGAUAGCUUUGCAUCUUGAAUGUGCCUGCUUUCUCCAAGACAUGGCCUGCCGCUGUAGCAGCUGCCACGGAGGGGACUUUGUCCAUUUCCAUCGUUUCGCAGUCUCUUCUACCAAGAACGCUAGCAGGACCUCUAGAUUCUGUACUUACAAAGACACAGGCUCAGUGCUAACACAAGUGACCACAGACAAAUUACAACUGCCUUCUCCCCAAGAUAGUCUUCAUUUCCAGGAAACAACCUUCAGAAGUCAGGAGGCCUUCUCAGGUGAACACUGCAGAACAGAGGAGGAAUUCCUGGAUCAAGUAAACAGGCAAAUGGCUCAAAACAACCUGAAGAAAGACCGGCCCUGCUACUGCAGACAGAUCCUGAUGUUAGUGCUCUCCCCACUCAUCCAGCACUGUCUCAUCAUUGGAGAAACCACCUGCACAUUUUAUUACCUGCUGGAGGCUGCCGCUGCCUCCCUGGACCUGUCAGAUAAUUACCUGGCCUUCUUUUAUUUGAAGAAAGCAAGCAAUCUUCUGGGACAAUCUUCAGCAUUCUUGUUCUUGAAAAAACACAAGGUAAAGAUCUGUCCAUUUGAGGAAGCUACUUUCUGCCAUCUCCGGUCAGAGGUCUGUUUCAACAUGGGACAGAUCACCUUGGCCAAAACAUUGGCUAGACAAGCCCUUCAUCUGCUAAAAAGGAAUUUUCCUUGGACCUGGUUUGGUGUACUUUUCCAAAUAUUUCUGGAAAAGUAUUGGUAUUCCAGUUCCCUAAGACAUCCUCUGAACAGCCUCCACGAGAACAAGAAGCAGCUGGCAAUCCUGCAGCAGCAGGUGCAUUGCCUCUCCCUGCUCUGGCAGCUCUAUAACCGGGAGGCCACAGCCAGCGGCCGCAGGUUUGCCUACCUGGCCACACUUAUGCAGAAGAAUUCAGCUGAGGAGUCUGCAAAUGAAACCCAGGUUGUCUCGACCUACCUGGACCUCUCCCAGUUCUCCCAGAGCAUGGGUAACAGGGAGAAGUGGCUGCAGUGUGAACAGAUGGCCAUUCAGAAGAGCAGCCUAUGCUUGUUCUCCAGGGAGGGACUGCUGUCCACAGCUCACCUCAUGCAGGCCUUGGCAUACACCAAGUUGUGCCUCGGCCAUCUUGACUUCUCCAUCAAGCUGGGUUUUCAAGCCCAUGAAUUAUGCAGACACCUCAAGAAACCAGCUCUGGAUAAUUUGGUUCUCUCAGUUCUCUUUAGAUCUACAUUUCUGAGAAAGAAAUUUGAUCUGUGUAUCCAUGUGCUGGAGAGUCAGUGGAUGCUCAUUUCUCAGGGUCAUGAUGUCCUUGGUCUGGCCUGUUUCUACUCUGCUUGCUUAGACCUGCUGCUGUACGGAAGAGGAUUGCUGUGUCGACCCUUCUGUGAGUGCCUAAAUUUCACUCAACACUAUGAACACAGCUGCAUUCUGACCUCUCAGUGUGGUAUUAUGCUGGGGCUCCACUCUUCUCUGGCCAUGUGGUUUGCCCAGAACUCACAGUGGAACCGGUUUGAGCAUCACUUCUCCAAGGCCUGCCAAUUGGUAAAAAGAACCAACGCCUCACUGUUUGGUUCACAUGGCUUCGUCCGAUUCUUAGAGUGCAAUGUGCUCAUGUUGCAGAAAAUGCCAAAGGAUGCCUUCAAGCGCAGUCCCUCAGAGUCGUACAGACAAACCCUCCAGUAUUUUAAGGACUUCUUCUCUCGAUGUGUGACCUGCCCCGUCUAUCACCAUUGGGUCUCUGAGCUCAAGGCCACUGUAAUGAGAUGUGGGAAGAGAGAAUCCAUGGCCUUAACCAAUAUCAUCAGACCUCUUGAUACCUGUCUGGCCACGAUUUCGAUACAGGGAGAAUUCCUAGAGGAAAACAACUCUUUGGAAAACAAACUUAGAACUACAAAAAUUUGACAGAGUGGCUGGUAACAAGGAAAAUAAAGAUGCAGAAGAAACUCAAGAAUUGUUAAAACAAAAGAAAAAAAUCUAAAGAAAGAAUGGCAAUUCUCCUACUGCAUAUAAUAAGAAAAUGCCUCUAAGACCCCUUUAAAAGAUAUGUUUAGAUAUCAAACAUACUAGCCUUUUGUAAUCACUGCUGUUUAUAUCUUUAUCUAAAUAAAGCUGUGUUUCUAAAGCA